Messenger RNA from Schizophyllum commune H4-8, 2757 nucleotides. RefSeq lists its product as uncharacterized. The transcript has 4 exons. Bases 1 to 2757 code for a protein of 918 amino acids. Lineage: Eukaryota; Fungi; Basidiomycota; Agaricomycetes; Agaricales; Schizophyllaceae. The record is from RefSeq and is a predicted model, not a curated record.
AUGACUUCAGGGACCGCCCCGACGUCAGGUUACAAGCGUCUUCGUGACAGUGAUCAACCAGGUCUAUUUGCACCCAUCACUCAAUCUGCGCCUUCCGGGCCUCCUCGCACUCCGACUGCAGGCCACCGCUUCCAUACCUUCCAGUCGACCCCACGCACGCUGCUGAACACAUCCGUCGCGAAACAUUCGGCGAAGACGAUACACGCUCCAGAGGCACGGACUAACUCGAGAAUGGAUAACACUGGAUACUGGGUCGGCCCUAUGCCUACGGAACAGUUUAUGGGGGACUUCGUCCCGGAGACGAACGUAGCCGCGCCAAAGGUCGAAUACCCCGUCGACCACGUCAAAAGCGAGAAGGAUCUGGAGGAUGUAGUGAUCCGAGGGGUCAUGCAAGUAGCCACCAACUCUGUCGUCGUCGACACCAGCGCGACCGUCGAUAGGAAUGCGUCUCGCGGACAGCAGAUGAAGCCAGACCUGAUGAUGUACGGGUAUCUCAUCGACCUGGCGAAGGGUCGCACGCAACUCGAUAAGGGCAAAUUGGGGGCGGAGAUCAAGAAGCUACUGGGAAUCUUCAACGACGAUGAGAAGCUCGGCCUCUUCGAACCCAAAGUGGGACAAGUCAGCAUGGCUGAUGCGGUGGGCCAGGUCGUGCGCUACGUCGAGGAGAUGCAUGCGCGUCAGCAUCGCAUGUUCGCGCUCUUCCUCUUCAUCUCCAAGGACUCCUUCCGCAUCAUCCGCGCUGAUCGCGACGGACUGAUCGUGACGAAGAGCACCCCGUGGUCGGGACCGAACGCGCCUACACCCAACCCUCUGACCGAGUUCCUUCACCGCUUCGAUCACCUCUCCGAAAAGGACCAGGGCUUCGAUGACACCGUUCGCGACGUGCUGCCCAACGAUCCGAACGUCGCGCGUGCUCGGGAGGCGCUGGCGAAGUACAUGCCUCCGGAACAGAACGAGUCGACGCAGGAGCGUUCUGAGGAGCCCAUUCGCCAAAUGGGUGUGCCUUGCGCCGAGGAGGAGGGUGGCCUUCGCUGGUUCUACAUCUGGAAACCGUCGGUCAUCAAGACAACCGGGUUGCGGACGCGUGCCACACGCGGCUAUCCCGCUUGGGAUCCGAGGACCAAGACGGUCAUCUUUAUCAAGGACGCCUGGCGCUCCAACACCAAGGACGCGCUGGCGGAAGCGGACGUCAUUGGGGAACUCAACCGCGCGCGCGUGAAGUACGCCCCUAAGCUGAUUUGCGGUGGGGACCUCACAGACCAGCGGACCAUCACGGAUGCGUAUGUUUCCGCGGAGUGGAACCGUGGACAUCAUAAAGUCCACCAUCCUCGUAUACACCACCGUAUCGCGAUGAACUACGGUCAGCCGCUGUGGAAGUUCAAGUCCUCCAAGCAUCUGCUUCAGAUAUUGCAUAAUGUCUUCACUUGUCAUAAGCAAGCCGUUUCACGGUGUCGCAAGCUCCAUCGAGACUUCAGUGCAUGGAACAUCUUGUGGGACGAAAAGUCUGGAGAAGGGAUCCUCACAGAUUGGGACCUUUGCGCACCCAUGCCCCCCGCAGGUGCAUCCAAAACCGACCCCACCAUCAACAUGAUGGCCCAGCUACCCACUGGCCCUGGGCGACCGCCCGACCGUACGGGAACUUGGGCUUUCAUGUCUACUUUGUCACUCGGCCACCACAAGCUCCACGACGUCCAAGAUGAUCUGGAGUCCAUCUUCUGGGUGGCCUUGUUCAUAAUUAUCCUUUAUUUUCCCUUUGAUCGCAAGGUCGCCCUUCACAUUGUCGACAGUGUCCUCCAGCAGUACGAGUUCAAUCCGGAUGGAGUACCUUUUGGUGGCGACGGGAAGAGGAGCUUCUUCGGCACGAUUACUUCCUCUGCUCGGUCACUUUCGGGAGAUCCCCGUCGGUAUCGCCUUGCCUUCACCGAUUCCGUAUCGGCGCCCUUGUUGGAAUGGGUCCAUAUGUAUCGGCGGAUGCUCAAACAGUGGAUCGUCUACCAGGAUGCGUUGACGGACUGGCUUGAUCGUCAUUCGCAGCCAGCCGCGAACGGAGACGACGGAGACGACUCGAAAGGCGACAAUGGCAAUGCAGACGAUGGGAGCGAUGAUGACGACUCCGAGGACGACUCCGAUGACGACUCUGAUGAAGACGACUCCGAUGAAGACGACUCUGAUGAGAACUCCGAUGAGGAUAUCACAGACAGCGGAGAUGACGACGACGACAACGACGACGAUCCGAAGCCAAAACCACCGUCCCUUCGUAACUAUCGGAAGCUAGACCGAGAAUGGCGGCUGAUCUUGAAAAGGGGCAAGAAGGAAAAGGGCGCGUUCAAGAAGAACGAUCGGCUUUCCGACGAGCUUCACAAGCUGGACCCGGAGGAGGUCAUUGCUCAGUACAGGGAGCUCGUGCAGGCCGAGCGGCAGGAGGAGAUCGCAAUCGAAGCGACAGCGAGUGCGCAGUGGCAGCAGCAGCAGCAGCAGCAGCAGCAGCAGCAGCAGCAGCAACAACAACAACAGCUGCAGCAGCUCGCCAGCCAGCAUCUUCCCGUCGAUUCCGAUUCCGAGCAGGAUGACGCUCUGCCCGUCGUCGGUCCCAUAGACGAACCGGAGACCGCAGACGACAUGCUGGAGGAGGAAGCGAAGCGCGCGACGAAGCGGCAGCGGAUAGCGACGAACGCGUUCAAGCGCACCUCGUCGCCCACCGCCGGCCAGUCUGGCAGGAUCUCUCCCGGCAAGGGCAGGGGCUCGACGUUGGAGUAG